This is a messenger RNA of Paramecium tetraurelia, 1182 nucleotides long. RefSeq lists its product as uncharacterized. The transcript has 4 exons. The record is from RefSeq and is a predicted model, not a curated record. NCBI's taxonomy places the organism in Eukaryota, Ciliophora, Oligohymenophorea, Peniculida, Parameciidae.
AUGCAAUAAAAAGUGGUUUAGCAAAAAAGUGAAAUUAAAUUCGAGAAGAAGAAUGGUUAAAAAGAAUCUCUUAUUUUGCCAUCCAAAUACGUAGAUUUCUAGAGUUAAAUGCUAACAAAAUAUUAAUAUCCGGAGACAACUAUUUAUACAUAUUCGGAUGAUAAUGAUGAUGAAAUCACUAUCGAUUCUAGUAUAUCAUAUCAUUAAAUGAAACAACGUUUACAAUAGAAAUCAAGUUAUCAAAUACUAAAAGUGAAGGAGGAAUAAGAGAAAAUAGUUGUUUAUAAAAAAUAUAUUGACGGAAAAGAAGACUAAAAUUUAAAACACAAAGGAGAUAAAGUAAAGGAAAUAGAAGAACAAUUAUCAAUAUACUUUUUAGAUAAAAAUGGUGAAGUUAUAAAGAGCAACCUUUUGUUAGCAUCCAGUUAUGAUUAGUUCCAAAAGAAGAUGGAAAAUCAACAUGGAUUUGCAAAAACAACCAAAUAUGUCUUUGCUGCAGAUGGAAAUGAAGAAAUCAUUAUCGAUUCUAGUUCAUCUUAUGAUUAAAUGUUAAAGAAUUUUAGACAAGGAGCAAGGACAAGGACUUUAAAAGUAAAGAACGAUGAAAAACUCUUUGAAAAACAGUCAUUAUAAAUAUCCAGAGAUGUACCUUAAGAUUAUAUGCCUGAUUUGGACUACAAUGAAAUCUUUGCUGUUUAGCAUAGUAAGAUUUUAUGUGUGUGUAAGUACCAAGAAAAGGAUCCAAGUUAAUGCAAACUUUGCAAUGGAACUGCUUUAGUUGAUUACUAUAAAUAGCAAUGGUAAGCAGAUUUAAGCAAAGAGUUUGAAAAGUUGGUUAAGAAGAAUUUCCAAAAAAUACAGAAAUAUGUUAAAGAUAAUUAUUAGGAAGAUAUUCAAACCUUUGUUAAUUGGAUGGAAUUCCAAAUUAAGUUAAUUAAAUUUUAAGAUCAGGAAUCAUUUUAUUUUAAAUGCAUAAGAUGUGGCAAAUUUUAUGCAAAAGCUAAGAUUGUGCAUGUAAAAAGCUUUUAAAUGCCGAAAAAACCUAUUUGUGAUAAAUGCUUUUAAUCCAAUAGGAUAGAGGGAUAUUUGACAUCUCAGGGUAAAUGUGCGAAAAAUAAUCAAUAAGAGGAAGAUCAGUUGCCUAACAAACCGCCUAAUUUAUCGUAAUCAAUUAAUCGAUGA